AUGGUGCCAAGGAAAAAGUUAUAUCAUACCUGUACAAAUGGUGCCAACUAUGGUUGCUCAAAGACAUCUAAUGGACAUGAAAUCUUUCCACCUAUCAUGUCUGGAAAAGUAACUUCACACGCAUGCGUGAAAUACGGACGGGUCAACGUACGUGCGCGUAUUCCAAAAGGAGAUUGGUUAUGGCCAGCUAUUUGGUUACUGUCUUGCAACAAACAUUACGGAUUAUGGCCCAGAUCGGGUGAGAUCGACAUUAUGGAAUCAAGAGGAAACCUGAGGGCUGUAGAACAUGGCUCGGAUCACGGAGUUAGUUAUGUUGCUUCCACUCUUCACUGGGGUCCUGAUGCAUCUCAUUAUGCAUACUACCUCACUCAUAAAGGAAAACAUGCGCCGAGUGGUAGAGACUGGCAUGAUUGGCAUACAUACUCCCUCGAGUGGACAGAUCAUCAUAUCAUAACUUACGUUGAUGAUCAAGAAAUCAUGCACAUUACAACUCCUGCACAAGGAUUCUGGAAUUGGGCACAUUUUCAAGGUCACAAUAUAUGGGGAAAUUCCCAUAACGCACCUUUUGAUCACUCGUUCCAUCUGAUUCUAAAUGUUGCUGUGGGAGGAGGCUUUUUCAGUGACAGCGCCCAAUACAAUACCGCUAAACCCUGGCAUAAAGGUUCUUCUCACCCAAUGAAGGACUUCUGGGAACACAGGGGCGACUGGCUACCCACGUGGCACGGAGAUGACGUCGCCAUGUUGAUCGAUUAUGUUGAAAUGAUUCAAUACUAAAUUGAUUGCCUAAUCUUUGUGUUACAAUACAUGUAUAUCUAUUUUUUAAAUUUUUAUUUAGACUUAAUAAAGGUAUAAAGUUAG
Messenger RNA from Magallana angulata, 858 nucleotides. Its product is annotated as beta-1,3-glucan-binding protein-like. Gene Ontology annotation, biological process: carbohydrate metabolic process. Gene Ontology annotation, molecular function: hydrolase activity, hydrolyzing O-glycosyl compounds. Lineage: Eukaryota; Metazoa; Mollusca; Bivalvia; Ostreida; Ostreidae. The record is from RefSeq and is a predicted model, not a curated record. The transcript has 7 exons. Bases 1 to 774 code for a protein of 257 amino acids.